This is a messenger RNA of Zootermopsis nevadensis, 1032 nucleotides long. Its product is annotated as 18S rRNA aminocarboxypropyltransferase. Lineage: Eukaryota; Metazoa; Arthropoda; Insecta; Blattodea; Termopsidae. Gene Ontology annotation, molecular function: rRNA small subunit aminocarboxypropyltransferase activity. The record is from RefSeq and is a predicted model, not a curated record. Gene Ontology annotation, biological process: maturation of SSU-rRNA.
ACUGGACAUAACCUACUGCGUGUUUUGUCGUCACACAUUUGAGGUCGAUGUAUGUGGAUGGUAGUACGAUCAUAAUCGUGGUUGAAUUUCUCACUGGUAACGUAAUUUGUCAAAGCAUUUAGUAUUAGCAUUACUCUGGAAUGUAAUGUAACUAAAGGAACGCCAAAUCUGAAUAUGAAUAAAAAUAAACAGAAGAGAGGGAAAAACAGCCGAUGGAAGAGAAGAGAAUACACUUCGAAAGACAAAAAUUACGACGAGUCUAAUGACUUGGAUUCCAGUUUGGAAAUAGAAGAAUCAGUCGAGGACAAUGGUAAUUCACAGCCAUAUAUUACCAGAGCACAAUUCCCUGUGGCUAUGUGGGAUUUAGGUCAGUGUGACCCAAAGAAAUGUUCUGGACGCAAGCUUUCUCGUCAUGGUCUCAUCAGAACACUCAGGCUAGGGCAACGAUUUGGCGGUGUUGUACUGACUCCAGUGGGAGAAAAGUGUAUCUCACCCAGUGACCGAACCAUCAUUUCAACACAUGGUUUGGCAGUAGUGGACUGCUCGUGGGCAAAAAUUGAUGAGACACCUUUCACACGAAUGAAGUCUACACAUUGCCGCCUUUUACCAUUUCUUGUUGCUGCAAACCCAAUUAAUUAUGGACGGCCAUGCCACCUGUCAUGUGUGGAGGCCCUGGCAGCUGCUCUUCAUAUCACAGGUUUUCAAGAAGAAGCUCAGUUAUAUCUAAGCAAGUUCAAAUGGGGAAAAUCUUUCAUCACUCUGAACCAAACACUGCUAGAUGCAUAUGCUGCAUCCCAAGGGGACAGCUCAUCUGUUGUUGCUAUUCAGAAUAAAUAUCUGGAAGAGGCCCGCCUUGAAAAAGCAGCACAUUAUCAAGAUGUUUCAGAUUUUCCAUCAUCAUCAGAAGAAGAAGAAGAAGGCAUAAGAGAUGAAGAAGAAGAGCUAUGUGAUACAAAAUAAUCACGAGAACAAAUGUGUAGAUCCUUCUGAUCAUUGUGAAGUUUAAUAAAAAAAAUUUCAGCAUACUUCACA